UGUCCACAGAGAGAAGAUUUAAGGUCAGCCUUCAAGCCAGGAGGACCCAGUCAAGUGACAGAGGGUUCUAGAGGUGUGGCCCUGUUUACCCCGCCAUGCCAGCUGGCUGAGAGCCCAGGGUCCACAGCAAAGGCACUGCACCUGCCUUCACCAUGGAUGGCAUGAGCACAGCCAUCUUGCUUCUCCUCCUGGCUCUCAUCUCUCUGUCCCUGACCUUCGGCUCUUGGGGCAAGGGCCAGCUGCCCCCAGGACCCAAGCCUCUCCCGAUCCUGGGAAACCUGCUGCAGCUUCGCUCCCAAGACUUGCUGACCUCCCUCACCAAGCUUAGCAAGAACUAUGGGUCAGUGUUCACCGUGUACCUGGGGCCCAGGCGUGUGAUAGUCCUCAGCGGAUACCAGACGGUGAAGGAGGCUCUUGUGGACAAAGGGGAGGAGUUCAGUGGCCGCGGCUCAUACCCCGUGUUCUUCAACUUCACCAAGGGCAAUGGCAUCGCCUUCUCCAACGGAGACCGCUGGAAGGUCCUCCGAAGGUUCUCGGUCCAGAUCCUGCGGAACUUUGGCAUGGGGAAAAGAAGCAUCGAGGAGCGGAUCCUGGAAGAAGGCGGCUUCCUGCUGGAGGUGCUGCGGAAAACGGAAGGCAAGCCCUUUGACCCCGUGUUUAUCCUGAGCCGCUCAGUGUCCAACAUUAUCUGCUCCGUCAUCUUCGGAAGUCGCUUCGACUACGACGACGAGCGCCUGCUCACCAUCAUCCGCUUCAUCAAUGACAACUUCCAGAUUAUGAGCAGCCCGUGGGGCGAGAUGUACAACAUCUUCCCGAGUCUCCUCGACUGGGUACCUGGGCCGCACAGGCGCAUGUUCCGGAACUUUGGAGGCAUGAAAGAUCUCAUCGCCCGCAGCGUCCGCGAACACCAGGAUUCCCUAGACCCCAACUCUCCCCGGGACUUCAUCGACUGCUUCCUCACAAAGAUGGCCCAGGAGAAGCAAGACCCACUGAGCCACUUCAAUAUGGACACCUUGCUGAUGACCACACACAACCUGCUCUUCGGGGGCACGGAGACGGUGGGCACCACAUUGCGCCACGCCUUCCUAAUUCUUAUGAAGUACCCCAAAGUGCAAGCCCGCGUGCAGGAAGAGAUUGAUCACGUGGUGGGGCGCUCGCGCAUGCCGACGCUGGAGGACCGUGCAUCCAUGCCUUACACAGACGCCGUGAUCCACGAGGUGCAGCGCUUUGCAGACGUCAUCCCCAUGAACCUGCCCCACCGGGUCAUUCGGGACACACCUUUCCGAGGCUUCCUGAUACCAAAGGGCACAGACGUCAUCACACUCCUUAACACUGUGCACUAUGACUCCGACCAGUUCAAGACGCCUCACGAGUUCAAUCCCGAGCAUUUUCUGGACGCCAAUCAAUCUUUCAAGAAGAGCCCCGCCUUCAUGCCAUUUUCGGCUGGACGCAGACUGUGUCUGGGAGAGCCGCUGGCGCGCAUGGAGCUCUUCAUAUACCUCACCUCCAUUCUACAGAACUUCACGUUGCAUCCGCUGGUGGAGCCUGAGGACAUCGACCUGACCCCGCUCAGCUCAGGGCUGGGCAAUUUGCCAAGGCCGUUCCAACUGAGCAUGCGCAUUCGCUGAGUCCCGCGCCCAGGGACUGCUCUGUCUCUCUUCCAGUUGGGCCUCCAUCCAUGUCUCUCUCACAUUAUCUUCCCUAAACCCGGGGCCUGCCACAAUAUCGGUGGUACUUUACCCCUCCUGUCUUACGCCCAUCUUCAUGGAAAGAAUGCGGUGACAAAGGGGAAAUACCCAUCUUAUACGCACAGAACCUAUUCUAUGAUGCACGCUCUUCCUGGCUUUUUGUAUCAUUUCCUAGUAAACACCUUAAUAACAGA
This is a messenger RNA of Apodemus sylvaticus (European woodmouse), 1882 nucleotides long. RefSeq names its product cytochrome P450 2F2. The record is from RefSeq and is a predicted model, not a curated record. Lineage: Eukaryota; Metazoa; Chordata; Mammalia; Rodentia; Muridae. Gene Ontology annotation, molecular function: oxygen binding; heme binding; iron ion binding. The transcript is spliced from 10 exons. Bases 153 to 1628 code for a protein of 491 amino acids. Gene Ontology annotation, cellular component: intracellular membrane-bounded organelle; cytoplasm. Gene Ontology annotation, biological process: xenobiotic metabolic process.